GGCGUUCACGUGUUGAAGAAAAAUAUGGUUUUAGUCAUUCAUUAUCAUUAUGUCAAUAUAUCACGAUGAAAUAGAAAUUGAGGACAUGGAAUAUGACGAAGAAACCGAAACAUAUUAUUAUCCAUGUCCUUGUGGUGAUAAAUUUGAAAUUUCUAAGGAAGAAUUAGAAAAUGGUGAAGAUGUUGCAAAAUGCCCAAGUUGUUCUUUAUUAAUCAAAGUAAUUUAUGAUCCAGAAGAUUUUUCUUCCAGUGAAGAAGUUGUACCUCCAGUGAAGAAGGAAUUAGCUUUGGCAUAAAUUGAUAGAUAUAACACUAGUAAUACAAACUCAGGGCAAACUUGCAGUGUAUUUACUUCUGCAAAAUGGCUGAAGAUAUAAUUAAUAUCUCGGAUUGUGACGAGGAAGAAAUGAGACAAUUAUUCCAAGAUGGCGUUGACCACUAUAAACUUGAAACAAACAAUUCAGUGCACAGUGGAGAUUUUUCUCAAAAUAAUUCACAAACUCAAAUGAAUGGACAAUUGACCUGUCAAACUGAGGGUAAGAAAAAGGCCCAAAGAAAAAGUAGCUCAAGACAGAGAGCUGGUUCCAGUACUGGUCGUGGUAGUGAGAAAUCAAGUAGCUCACGGAAAGGGAGACAAUCUAAAACGCCUUCUAGUAGCCAAGGCAGACACAGUCGAAGUGAGGGUGAUUUUAAUGUCUCACCAUGCCGUGAAGGUUUACCAAUAUUUACCAGUGAUAUACAUCCUGUUGAUAAUACUUUUAAACUGAGCUUAUUAGAUGAGGUUCUUACAGAAAAAAAAAUGGCUUUGAUGAAGUCUCCGGAAGUCAUGCAGUUUUUAAAAGAUCAGCAAGCAGCCAAACAAGAAUCUACUAAAACUAAACAACAACAACAAGAAGCCAACUCCUGACAGUGUGUUAGUCAUUUUACUUCAUAAUUUGAACACUGUGUGCUCCAAUGAAAUGAAUAUCUAAUAGCAAGACAUAGUAUGCUUGCUCUCCCACAUAUUCACAAUGUCAAGCUAUUAUGAACUUCAUACUUAUACCUUGACUGCAAUAGCCACUAUACUUGUAUCACUGAAUGCAGCGAUUUGAUUGGAUUGUACACCACUGUAUACAGCCAAUAAGAGUUCUUGACAGAAAGGCUGUAAACCUUGUGGAUUUGUGUUCACUGCCUUUUUUUUUCGAGGACUCUGAUUGGCUGUAUUCGCUAGCUUACAAUCCAUGAUACAAGAAAGAUAACUAUUACAGUCAAGGUAUAAGUAAAUCGUAAUAGCUUGACUUUGUGAAGAAGACUCUCCAGGAACUCUUGCAGUUCUAAAAACUGCCAAAUUAUUUCUUGUUUUACCAACUGUGCAGGUGUGGACACCUCACCUGUAAAUAUGUCAUUAAUGAAGUCCAGAUUGAAUUGUGAGCAGUUUAUGGCAAUUUUUAUUAAAAUUUGUAGUUUUAGAAUCUAUGUACACCAAGCUUUUUAUGUCAAAGGGACAGGUGCGCCAUUUUGGGGGGUUGAUAUUAGUCUUGAACAUAUAUAAAUAGUCUUCAGAAGUACUAGAAAUGUACAAAAAUCGCAUAAUUCCUUAAGAAUAUCUCAAACUAGGAAUUUUACUCACU
Molecule: messenger RNA, 1609 nt
Organism: Lottia gigantea (owl limpet)
Lineage: Eukaryota; Metazoa; Mollusca; Gastropoda; Lottiidae
Exons: 6
Coding region: 361-906 (181 amino acids)
Source: RefSeq, a predicted model, not a curated record